Lodderomyces parapsilosis is the source of this 1212-nucleotide messenger RNA. It is a transcript of the gene STE2, whose product is annotated as alpha-factor pheromone receptor. The coding region runs from base 1 to 1212 and encodes 403 amino acids. Gene Ontology annotation, molecular function: mating-type factor pheromone receptor activity; pheromone binding. Gene Ontology annotation, biological process: G protein-coupled receptor signaling pathway. The record is from RefSeq and is a predicted model, not a curated record. Lineage: Eukaryota; Fungi; Ascomycota; Pichiomycetes; Serinales; Debaryomycetaceae. The transcript has a single exon. Gene Ontology annotation, cellular component: membrane; G protein-coupled receptor homodimeric complex.
AUGAAUAAAAUAGUAUCUAAACUCAGCUCGAGCGAUGUCAUCGUCACAGUCACCAUUCCCAACGAAGAAGAUGGCACUUAUGAAGUUCCGUUUUACGCAAUUGACAAUUACCACUAUUCAAGGAUGGAAAAUGCAGUCGUUCUCGGUGCCACUAUUGGUGCAUGUUCAAUGUUGUUGAUAAUGUUGAUCGGUAUUUUGUUCAAAAAUUUCCAAAGAUUGAGGAAAUCGUUGCUUUUCAAUAUAAACUUUGCAAUAUUGUUGAUGCUCAUCUUGAGGUCAGCUUGCUAUAUCAACUACUUGAUGAAUAAUUUGUCAAGUAUUAGUUUCUUUUUCACUGGUAUUUUCGAUGACGAGUCAUUCAUGAGCUCUGAUGCCGCCAAUGCUUUCAAGGUUAUCUUGGUCGCUCUUAUUGAAGUAUCUUUGACAUACCAAAUCUAUGUAAUGUUUAAAACGCCAAUGUUAAAAAGUUGGGGUAUAUUUGCGUCAGUUUUAGCUGGGGUAUUGGGGUUGGCCACACUUGCUACACAAAUUUACACCACAGUCAUGUCACAUGUGAAUUUCGUUAAUGGAACAACUGGAUCUCCACUGCAAGUAACCUCAGCAUGGAUGGACAUGCCAACUAUUUUGUUCUCAGUUAGUAUCAAUGUGCUUUCAAUGUUUUUGGUAUGCAAGUUGGGAUUAGCCAUUAGAACUAGAAGGUACUUGGGAUUGAAGCAGUUUGAUGCAUUCCAUAUCUUAUUCAUCAUGUCAACUCAAACGAUGAUUAUACCUUCCAUCAUUCUUUUUGUUCAUUACUUCGAUCAAAACGACUCACAAACAACCUUGGUUAAUAUUUCACUUCUUUUAGUUGUUAUCUCAUUACCAUUGAGUUCCUUAUGGGCCCAAACAGCUAAUAAUGUUAGACGUAUUGACACGUCUCCAAGCAUGUCGUUCAUCUCAAGGGAAGCAUCAAACAGAAGUGGUAACGAAACUUUACACAGUGGAGCUACUAUAUCAAAGUACAACACAUCAAAUACCGUUAACACAACACCGGGUACAUCGAAAGACGACUCUUUGUUUAUAUUAGACAGGUCUAUCCCUGAACAAAGAAUAGUUGAUACUGGUUUGCCCAAAGAUUUGGAAAAAUUUAUAAACAAUGACUUCUAUGAAGACGAUGGUGGUAUGAUUGCAAGAGAAGUCACAAUGCUUAAGACAGCUCAUAAUAAUCAAUAG